This is a messenger RNA of Zasmidium cellare ATCC 36951, 420 nucleotides long. RefSeq lists its product as uncharacterized. The record is from RefSeq and is a predicted model, not a curated record. Lineage: Eukaryota; Fungi; Ascomycota; Dothideomycetes; Mycosphaerellales; Mycosphaerellaceae. The transcript has a single exon. The annotation marks the transcript as partial.
ACCCCAGACCCAACCCCAACACCAAACCUCAUAACCACCACCGCACCCGAAUACCUCGCCCUCCUCACCGACUACAACGUCACCAGCUUCAUCACAACCUCCAUCUACCUCACCGUUCCCCCUCCCUCUUCCCCCUCUUCCCCCGACGAGUGUACCAACACCAUCAUCUGGAUCUUCGACCUCACGCUCAACGGCGAGGAGGAGUUUCCUAUCAAGGGCAUUGGGUUGUUUGAUUUGGUUUGGGUGGCGGUGGCGGAGGUGGAGAGGUGGGUGGCGGUUAGGUUUGAGGUGGAGUUUAAUGCUUUGGCCGCUCUGGGGGCGGAGGAGGGGAGGGGGCCGGAGGUUGGUGGUCGUGGGGGACGGGGAGGGAGUGAGGUGGAGGAGUUGAUGGGGUUGGUUGAGGAGAGACGUCUAACCUGA